AUGUCAAUAAUAUUAUUGAUACUUGUAUUAUUAAAAUCACCUUCACAUUCAACAAAAUGGACAAUAUUUCAAUUAUGUUUAGCAGUGUUAGGUAAUAGUAUAUUCUCAGUAUUAACAAUACUAAAAUACGGUGAUAAUAUAUUAGAAGCUUUAGACAAACCAAUUUGCAUUAUUCAGCAGAAGCUGUCGAACCUUUUCUUUUAUCCAUUAUAUUUAUUUCCAUGCGUUUUGGCAUUUUAUUUAUGGUCCGGGACCGUUAAUUCAAAUUCAGAGGUUGAAAAUAAUCAUUUCUGGACUUUUACAAUUUUAAUUUGGGGAUUUUCUUUCAUCUAUAGUUCAACGGUAUUGACAAUAUCAAGGUUUGAAGAUAAUUGGGGCGUGGUGGCGACAAAUUUAUCGUGUGAAGGAACUUAUAAUUUUAGAUCAAAACGGUAUUUGGAUUGGCUUUUUCAAGGAAUUACAUUAACGAUAGCAUCUAUUUCAUUAUUUUUCACAAUACGCUCCAUGACGAUAAUAUGGCAAAGAUGGAAAGUUCAUAAAAAGAAUCCAAAUCGAAAGACUGCAAAUGAAUUGGAUCACGCGAUUAGAAUGAUUGUUUAUGUCUCUACCAACACUGAAAUAAAAAGAAUCUCAAGGGACACGGUAGAUUCUGAGGCAAUAACAAUUGAAGUUUUGACGGAAAGUGAUGCCGAUAAUGAUCGAUUUUCUGCUACAUUUUCAGAAAAUCAAAAAAGAAUAAAACGUCAUAGUUUACAGGACUCCACAAAGGGAAAAAGGACUUCAAAGAGCCGUAGAAGACACAGUGAUUCUUCAUAUGAAAGAGAAAGAAGACACAAUGGCCACAGGAGACAUGAUGAUAGAAGACACCAUGACAGACUACAUUCAAGUAGAAGACACAAUACUGAUGAAGAGAAAAAAGGUUAUAUUGAUGGAACACAUGCUGCGAAUUUUUUGAAAAAAUCAAAUUUAUCUUCGGCUGCUUUGAGUAAAAUAUGGAAUUUAGCUGAUUAUGAGAAUCAAGGCGUUUUAACAACACAAACUUUUAUUAUUGUUGUUAAAUUAAUUGCUUUGGUUCAAAAUGGUCAAAAUCCUGAUAUGGCUCUGUUAAAAGCUAAGGUACCAUUACCACGUUUUGAGGAUAUUAACAUAGAAACAGCCUAUAUUAUUACUGAUGAUAAUCGUGAAAGUUACAAAAAAACAUUCUUAAUAUUGAAGCAUGAAGAUGACCUUGUGGAUGGUGACAAGGCAAGAGAAAUUUUUUUGCAAUCUAAAUUAUCAUCAGAAACACUCUUUCAAAUUUGGAAACUAGCAGACACAAAAAAUAGAGGAAGACUUGAUGUAAAUGAAUUUAUCAUUGCAAUGCAUCUAAUAAAACAGUAUAUGUCCAAAAAUAUCAAAGAAAUACCACAAACUCUUCCAAGUGGAUUUUAUGAAAUGGCUGCCGGCGUUAAUCUUGAUGUACUUGCAUCAUCAACAUCACCAUCACUUUUUUCUGGAAAUUCAUUAACUUCUUCUUUAAAUCCAGAUGGAUUUAAUACAAAAUCUCCAUUUAUAGAACAUCCAUGGGAUGUGACACUCGAAGAAAAAACAAAAUAUGAUAAAAUUUUUGAUUCUAUUGAUCAAAUGAAACAUGGAUUUUUAACAGGUGACGAGGCAGCAAAAAUUUUUGUGAAAUCAAAUUUGGAUCAAAACACAUUGGCAAUGAUAUGGAACCUUUCUGACAUAGAUAAAACUGGACGUCUUAAUCACGAGAAAUUUGCUGUUGCUAUGCAUUUGAUCCAAAAAAAGGCUAAAGGAUUUCCAUUACCAAACAUUUUGCCAACAAGUCUUACUCCACCAUCAAUGCGUCAUACUACUGAGGGAUCUUCAACUCUUGGUCAUAUUUCAAAAAAAGAUAUUGGAUCAACUUCUUCAUCGAUCUCACGUUAUUCAACAGAAGACUUCUUUGGUUUAAAUGAUCCUACAGACUCGCAAAAUAAUUUUAUUUCAGAUAGUCGUGUUAUUAAAGAACCACAAAUGAUUGAUUUUUUUGGCGACUCUGAUUUACAUACUAAAAUUGCAAGUGAAAGUAGUGAAAUAAAAAGUUAUGGAACCCAAAUUAAUAUUCUUGGCAAUUCAAGUGAUGAACUAGAAAACAAAAAAGCCAGUUUAAAUUCAACUCUUGCUGAUUUAGUAAUACAAAAACAAGAAAUAAAAGAUCUUUUCUUACAAACACGCUCUUUGUAUGAAGCUGAAUUUAAGGCAGUAGAAGAAAUUCAAAUCCAAUAUCAAUUGGAAAAUGAAAAUUUUGAGAGAGUUAAAGAAGAGCAUGCACAAGCUAAAAGAGCUUUAGCUGCUAUAAGAUUGCAAAAGGAACAAUUAGAAGAAAAUAUUCAAAAAGAUAAAGAUGAAAUAAAUGAAUUGAGAAAGGAAUUGAGAAUAAUCGAAGAAGAAACAGUAUCAAUUAACGCCAAAGUUAAAGACUUUCAAAAAGACAGUGCACAACAAAAAGGUUUACUUAUGAUUAAUAAAAAACAAUUGGAAACCUCCAAAGCUGAAAGAGAAAAGUCAUUGGAGGUCUUAAAAACUUUUGAAAAAAGUAACAAUCUACCUGAUAUAAACAAGGAUGCUUUCGUUUCUACACCAUUAACGACAACGUCAUCAAAUCAUAAUUCCUUUAAUGUUUCUCAAUCAAUGUUUAAUGAACCAGGAAAAAGUUCAGCUGAUUUUUUUAAUGGGCAAGGCGAAAAUAAACUCCAACCAACUCACAUUAAAAAUAGCACAACUUCGACCAUCGAUCCAUUUGAUUUUGACAAUUUUAAAAAUGCAACAUCAGACAAAUCAGGUCUUGAUUCUGCGUUCGCAACGCUUGAAGUUACAAAUAAGAAUAAUGGUGAUGAUUCAUUCUUAACUGACACCUUUAAUUCCGAGAAAUUUCCUUCUUUAGAGGAACUUGAAGGUUUAACACCUGGUAAUAAUUUUAAUUUUGAAAAAGAAAACAAGACAAAUCAUUUUGACACAACCAAGCCAGAUGAAAAGAUUACUUCUCCAUAUAUGAAUGAAGAUAAAGUCGAAAAUACACUUAAAAACAAGCCAAUUGAUUUAUUAAAAGGAUUGAUGAAACCUUCGACUAAUACCAAAGAUGCUCCUUCAAAGAAUAUUAAUAAACCAAUAAAUACGAAUAAUGCAAUUUUUGAUUCUGCAUUCGGAAGUACUUUUGAAAAUGCAUUUUUUCAAGGAAAUUUCAAAUCUCCUAUACCUACUGCCACCACCAUUAAUAAUGAUAAUGACGAUGAUAUAGAUUAUGUAAAAACUUUAAAAGAGAUGGGUUUUCCAAGAGAAAAUGCUAUAAAAGCACUUGAAGAUAAUGAUUAUGACUUGAACAAAGCAAUAUUUGCUUUAUCUAACGUUUAA
Molecule: messenger RNA, 3393 nt
Organism: Entrophospora sp. SA101
Lineage: Eukaryota; Fungi; Glomeromycota; Glomeromycetes; Entrophosporales; Entrophosporaceae
Source: the annotation of a GenBank genome assembly